Molecule: messenger RNA, 434 nt
Organism: Trichomonas vaginalis G3
Lineage: Eukaryota; Parabasalia; Trichomonadida; Trichomonadidae
Product: organellar and viral DNA polymerase type B
Exons: 1
Source: RefSeq, a predicted model, not a curated record
AUGUUAGCAACAACAGCACCAAACUCUUUAGUCAUGAACCCAACUUCAAUGUUAGUAGAGAUGAAAAGCUUCAUUCCUUCUUCAUAUACUUUCGAAACAGAAAUCCAGAAGAUAAAGCAAGAACUUCUCCAAGGAGAUUUAGACUGUAGUGCAAAAGAUGAAACAAAUGAACAGUAUCUUUAUGAAAUGCAGGAUAUUAUUGACCAUUUACCUAAACUUCCUGAAAUCCAACAACAAAAGCUUACUAUUCCAGAAUUCGAUGAAAUAGAAGUCAAAGCAACUGACUCAGUAGAAAUAAAGAAGUUCAUACGUAAGGUAAACUAUGAGUUUCUUGGAUUUCAUUGCAACCACAAAGUCAUGGACAAAGAUUGCGAUAUGGUAUAUAAGAACAUCUCUGACAUAUACAAAUCUGGGGAGUUUAAGACCUACGACAA